Necator americanus (New World hookworm) is the source of this 201-nucleotide messenger RNA. RefSeq lists its product as uncharacterized. The transcript is spliced from 2 exons. The record is from RefSeq and is a predicted model, not a curated record. The coding region runs from base 1 to 201 and encodes 66 amino acids. Lineage: Eukaryota; Metazoa; Nematoda; Chromadorea; Rhabditida; Ancylostomatidae.
AUGUUAAGAUUGAAUAGAGCGAAUAGGAUCGAGAGAGAAGACGUGUGGAAGAGCCUUCUGUGUGUGGUCUUUCUUGCCAACGAUGCAAUCCAGCACGUCAACAACAACUUUUGUGGGAGGAAUCCGCACGAGAUCUACUGGGAACCGAUAUUAGUAGUAAUAGUCAACCAUGUGAUGUUUCUUGUCCGGAAAGAACACUAG